AUGGAAGCCAACAACCUCAUGACCGUUUACCACGGCUGCAGCACAGCCAGCAUCGGCCCCAUCAAGGCCGGGAUCCUCGAUGUCGACAGCGGCAAGGCCAGCGACUUCACCUCCUUUGCCGAAGGCAGGGGCUUCUACACUACGACCGACAGGGACUUUGCGCGCGACUGGGCGAUCAAGCAGCAUGGCGAGGCCUCUGCGGCGGUCAUGCGCUUCCAGUUCAAUCCGGCGGGUCUGACCGUCCGGGACUUUGGGCAUGAGAAGAGCAAGGACUACGCCAAGUGGCAAAAGUGUAUCUUUGACAACUACAACGACAAGGAGCGCGCCAAGAAGGACAAGCUCACCGAAUGGCACACCAUCGACGUCAUCAUCGGCAUGAUCUCUGAUGCGGACGACGAGAGCAACCCGUGGUCGAACGCCCGCGAUGUCAAGCCCAUCCAGGCGCCGGGGCCUAUCACUCAGGUGUUCGCUCGGUCGAACAAAGCCAUGGAGGACGAUCGCUGGGUGCAUAAGGGUACUGAGGUGAUGGAGGACGGAGAGUGGAAGUCGGUUCCCGCUAUAGCGGCCUCGAGAGCCACCAAGAUGGCCAAAGAAACCAAAAGAAAGCGGGACGAACCACUAGACGGCGCCUCGCAUGCCGCCGGACUAGGGUCGGCAUCAGCUGGGCCAUCAUCUGCUGCUGGUCCGAGCGGGUCAACAUGGCAGGAUGGAGACGCGUCCGCUACUGCCUCUGGUGUCAAGGCUGGCAAGGCGAAUUCAGAAGGCGCUGUCGUGCUGUUCCGAAAGAGUGACGGGACUGCGCAGUAUUCUGGUCGUAUAAGCGGAAGCAAGUCACUGGCCGAGGUGUCCAUCAAGGUCGCCAAAAAGCUCGCCUUCCCGCCUGGAACUGAUGUCCGCUUGGCGCAUGUACGGGACAGAGGUAGAGAGGUAGACAUCUGGGAUCGAUAUGAUCUCGAAACGCUACGCAAACGGGCUAUCGAUGACCCCUCGGCUCAGCUCAUCGUGAACGUCUACGCCGUCGCUGGUCCUUCGUCGUUCACCUCUCCGGGCGAUGCGGCUUUUCGGACUCCCAUGCCUCACGGCUCGGCACCAUUGCUAGCCAACGGCGAUGCGUCUCCUACACCCAAUCGACAAACGCAGACGUCGACCAAGAAGAAGCGGAAGGCGGACCGAGACGACGCAUCUGCUACAAUAGCACCUGUUGCUACUUCGUCUUCGGGCACAUCUAUGUCCGAAUCCCAGCGCAAGAAAGCAAGGAGGGAGGAGAAGAUUCGGCUGAAGAAGCUGCAAGAGGUUGGCGACUUGCAGGCAGCUGGAAGCCUACAUCCAUCGUCUCUCCAGUCACCGUCAGCGCAUACCCCUUCAUCGGCCAAUCUCGCUUCUCCCACCACGGACCCUCGCUCCCUUCCGCAAGCCUCUGCCCCAUCUCCGGUGUCCCCCAAAAAGACAAAGUCGAAAAAGAAGGCCAAGCCGUCCUCUCUCCCUCCCCAAUCCCCUCUUCCUGCCGAGUCAUCCGCACCAGCGUCGACGGGCAAGCGGAAACGGUCAAUCUCUCCUCCUCAGCCUCAAGCUCCGGUCACAUCCAGCGGGACCCCACCGGCGUCGCCCUCGUCGUCUGAUCCAGCGGCGAGGAAGAAGCAGAGGAGAGAGGCAAAGAAGCAGAGGGAAUCAACCGGACUCCCUCCAAUUUCCACGUCGACACCCAGCCCCAGCUCCCCGGCGGAGACGAAAGGCGCUGCCGCUGCUCUUCGGAAGCAGGCACAUAAACCUGCCCGACCCAGUCCGCUGGGUCUUUCGUCCACUUCAGCCCAGGCCGAUGCUGCGGCAUCAUCGUCGUCUCCGGCCGAUCGACGGGAGGACGCCCCAGUCGCUCCGGUUCCUGUCAACCAGGUGGGCGGCCCGGCGGCAGCGAAGUCAAAGAAGGCGAAGGGAAAGCGAAACGGAUCAUUGGCAGCCGCAGCCUCUUUCCCUUCGAAUGGAGACGCAACGCCCACGACCUCCACCUCCACUGCAGGAUCAUCAUCCGCAUUCGCGGCAGGCUCAGAUAUCCAGGCCACGUCCCAGAACAAUCGGAGGAAAAGCGAUGCGGGCGAAGGCGGAGUCAAGGUGAUCUCUGGUCUCAUGGCGCGAUUUCGGGAGGAACAGGCGAGGAAAGCCGCCGAGAAGGCUGCAGCGGAAGGUGGUGGGGCGAGUGAAGUGGGGCACUCCAGCGCAUCCCGAGCUCCCGCAUCGGAGGCUACAGUGGUAGCUACAACCAGCGAGAAGAAGGACGCGACGAAGAAGGAAAAGAAGAAGCCGAAGGCGGCUGCUCAGGCCGCCGCGGCCGAGUCUGAAAGCCCGGAAGCUCCAGAACCGAUCGCCCAAACGGAAAUAUCUCAGGAGGAGACGUCAAAGGUGAAGCAAAAGCCCGCCAAGAAGGCGCAGAAAUCUGAAGUUCAGGAGCAAGCUGCAGCAAUCAUCGAGUCGCAUGUUGAGGCGCCUACCCCGGCAACUGGGUCAUCUCGAUCUAUCACCGACGAGCCAUCUUCCGACUCCAGCUCCAUCCCAUCUGAUUCCACAUCCACAACCAAGAAAUCUACCAAAUCUACCGCCAGAGCCACCCCCAGCAAAGCUAGUACAUCCAAAGCAGCCGCGCCUCUCGCUCCUCGGACUGUCCUGUCAUGCCCUGUGUGCGGCGGCGUGCCAUUUCAUAUCCAAUCUAGAUGUCCGAUCAUCAAGUCUGGACUGGACGCGCUCGAAGAAAGGCUGGAGGUGGUCUUGCGGGAAAUGACGGGCGGGCGGUAUUGGCAGGCGAGCGUGGAGAUUAUCGAAUCGUGGAUCAAGAAGCUAAAGGAAGCGGAGAAGGAGAAGCACGCCGAGGAGGCGGUGGCGGCUGAGCCAGAGGAGGCGCCGGUGACGGCUGGUCAGCCUUCGAAGGCACCGAAAACCACGGCGACAUCUGUACCGGCGGAAGCUGCCGUCCCUGCGCAGCUAACUUCGGCGCCUACCCCGGACCCGGUCGACCAUGCCGAUCGCUCAUCGGUCACUUCUUCAGCUUCGCCCGCUCCGGAGCGUGCUCCAAGCUUGCCUCCUGUCGCCGCUGCCGAUCCUGUGGUCCAGCCAGAGAUCGAGCCUGAAGUGGAGCCUGAAGUCGAGGAGGACGACGAGGCGGAAAACCAGGCUGAGGUCGAGGCGGAAGUCGCGCCCGAGGUGGAAGUGGAUGCGGAGCCGGCGGCGCAGGAGGCAGCGCGGCCGUCGGACGUCGAGGAGGAGACUCUGACUGUCGACACUACCGCGCACGACGCGCCAGCUGCGGAGCCAGCAGUCGACACCACUCCCGCCAAGAUUGCAAGCACACCCGCGGUACGGAAAACUCCCAUCACAUACAGUCGGCGGACGCCAAUUGGGCCGCCAUCCAUCUCGUCCGCGAGCAGCUCGUCGAGCUCUUCAGAGGAGGACGAGGUGUCCAAGCCUGCUGCUGUCAAAUCGCUCAAGUCAGCGGGCAAGGCAAAUGGUGUCACGCCAUCAGCCCCUCCUGCCGGCGCUGAGGCCAGCGCCGACCCGGAAACUUUACCGCCAAUUUUCCUCCGUGGACUGAAGGGCCGCAAGACAGCCGGCUCGGUCAGCGCUGUCAGCGCCAGUACUGCGCUCAUAGAGACCGAGUCUGACUCUGACUCCGCCUCGGAUUCCGAGUCUGGCUCUGGGUCCGGCUCCGACUCGGGGUCGGGGGAUGAGGAUGAUGAUUCUGAUCUCGGCGCGGAGACCGGUGCGGAGGCAGAGGAGGCGGAAGAAGAAGCGGAGGACCAGGAGAACAGAUCGAUGAGCAGGGAAGAGCAAGCAUUCAACGCUGGAUCGCAGCAGAAACCGCCGUCCCAGGCCAAGACGAACGGCGGGGCGGGCGAAGACGAGGAUGUGGACAUGGACGGAGAUGACGAGGCGGACGACGUGUCCGAGACGACAACCGCGGCUAUCGCUCGCCUCGACCUGCCCAAUAUGGUCGGCCGAAGGACGGCUUCGCCAGCCGUCAACACGACCAGUCGUGCUCGCCGGAUUCCCGAAGCCCGCUCCGGUUCAGAAACGUCCGAUUCCACCUCCAACUCCGGCUCGGACGCCUCUUCUGCAACUUCCGCAUCUACCCUUUCUACAACUAUCCGCCGUCCUGUUACCGGCUCAGCGGCCAAUCGUCUUGCAUACGACGCCUUACCGGACCCCCAGGCUCUUUUCAACGAUUUCUUCAAUCGACCGCUUUCACAAGCGGAGCGCGCGGAGGUCAAAAAGUCAGCAGAAGCGAUGGGUGACGUUUCGCUUCGACCAGACGCGGACGGGGAUGGGGAUGACGAGUCGGUCGAGAGCGUUUCGGAGGAGCAGGCAGAGGCAGGUGGGGCAAUUCGGGACGAUGCGAGUUCGAUCGGCGAUUUCGGGAGUGUGGUGGAGCAGGAGCAGGAUGUCAUCGUGGCGGAAGAUGGGGAGGAGGGCGGUGCGGGCCUGAUCAAUGGUCAACCACCUGUACUUAGCUCACAGGCGGAUCUGGUGACGCAGAUCGAGGAUGCGCCCGCAUCGCAGGGUGCAUCGCAGGCGGCUACGGCUACCCCGGGAGUGCCCGAGUCUAUAGAUACCGCAUCUGCGGAAGCUGCGCCUCUCGAAGACCUCAUCAUCGCCACCCAGCCGUCACAGCGAUCCUCGUCAUCCCAGCUGGAUACCCACAAGAUGGGUCGGCAGCCAUCUACCCAGUCCAGCUCGUCCUCGCUCGAAUCUCGCCGAUCUCUUCGGUUCAAACAGCUCGACGAGGAGGCCGGUCCAAGCCAGCGAGUGGGCGAUUUAGAAGGAUCGAUCGCGCUCGAGCAGGCGCGGGCGGAAGAGGCGACUCCAGAGCCGGCAUCGCAGCUUGAGGUGUCAGCCAAGGUGCCGAUUCCAGCCAGCCCGGACGUCGAGAUGGAGGAGGACACGGCUACCCCUAAACCUCGCGGACGGGGCCGGCCGCUUAACAUCUCGGCUAGCCAGCCUGUCGAGACCGCUAGCGAGAGUCGCGCUGGUCGCCGGUCCAGCCGCUUGCAAUCGGUCGACGCGGAGGAAGUCAUUAUUCCCGCUUCGCAGCAACCCACGCCCAAAGUUCGCAGGGCGUCUCAGCUCUCGCAAGUCUCGCAGGCCAGGCAAUCGGCGCCGGUUCCGAGCGGGAUGGACGUUCUUGUCGAGGAGUCACUGGAGUCUGCGCCGGUCCGUUCCAGCCAGAUCGACCAGCUCGCGACUUCCCCACUCAACAGUCAGACGGAGCCGGAAGUUUCGGUGCCUGCCGCGACGACGCGACGCAGUACUCGCGCUAGCAGUCGGGUCUCUGCCAGCCCUGCCCCUUCUGCCCCCACAUCGCCCACCGCGCGUCGCGGGACACGGAAGGCCACCGCGUCGAUCCCGCCAUCUUCGUCGACCCGUCCUGCCCUCAGGCGGGGUGGGAGCUCGCAAGUCUCUUUCCAGGAAGAAGCCCUAGAGAGCCCGCUCUUCAUGCCUCAAUCUCAACCGCUCGAGACACAGGCGUAUACCCUUCACGCGCAGACCGUGUCCAGCUCCCCACCUCGCGACUGUCCCUCACCACCGCCGGCUGCCCAGCGCCCGAGGGGCCGGAAGAUCCUCGCGAGUCCGAUCCUGGAGGAAGAAGACGAGGAGGACGAGCCGAUGGCCACGCCAACUGGAAGGUCAAUGGACCGGUCCACUGCCCCUCUGUCUCGCCGGGAGUCUGAAGCUUCCACUGCUGCGCCGGAUGAAGGAGACGAGGGGGAUGAUGACGAGGUUGACAAGGAUGAGGAGGAGGACGGAGACGAAGAAGAAGAUCAGUCAAGGUCUGGGGCGGAAAAGAAAAAGGUCGGGUCGAGCCGGUCAACCAACUCCCCACCUCCAAUCUCGGCGAUCGAACGCUCCGCCUCGUCCCAGGCCCCACCCAAGCGGUCGUACCCCGUUCCUCCGCGUCCCGCGUCCUCUCAACCCGUAUCGACCCGUUCGGCACGCGUCGACCCGCCCGCAUCGUUCGCCCCUUCUCUUAUGGAUCUACCGAUGGAACUGCUCCGGUCGGGUGCGUCGGCCAUCGCGACAUUGACGGGAUUCGGUGGCAGCCCUCAGAGCCAGUCCCAACUUAAGGCUAGCCAAAAUAGCCUCUCCAACGGGCACAAGGACAGUCCGCUCGCUAGCAAAGGAUUAUCGGAAAUGCUCGGCGGUCCGGAUAGCGAGAGCGAUAGUGGGUCUGGGUCAGAGAGCGAGAGUAGUGCCGAGGAAGAGGAGGCCGGAGGGGGUAAAGGUGAUAAUAAGGGGUUGAAGGGGCGGUAUGCCUCGGCGAGUCAAAAGAAGAAGGUGGUUAGUACGAAGGGGAAGGUGGUGGGGUGGUGA
This is a messenger RNA of Dioszegia hungarica, 6351 nucleotides long. RefSeq lists its product as uncharacterized. The record is from RefSeq and is a predicted model, not a curated record. The transcript has 9 exons. NCBI's taxonomy places the organism in Eukaryota, Fungi, Basidiomycota, Tremellomycetes, Tremellales, Bulleribasidiaceae. Bases 1 to 6351 code for a protein of 2116 amino acids.